GUCACUCUGAUACACACACACACAGAGGGAGGUAGAUAACUCUGUGAUUCCACUGCUGAAUUUUUAACGCUGUUGUGGAACUUUUUUUUUUUCCAGGCGGGUUACUGUGGCACCGGGGUACUGUUACACAGACAGAGACAGAGAGAGAGAGACACAGAGACAGGGUACAGUUCUGUUCUGUUGUUUACUGAGGCUGGACGGAAACAAGACUGUUCAUGGGGUGUGCGGCCCGUCCUGUCCUGAUGCCGUUUUCAUAACAACAUGACCCUCAACACGCAGAGAGAAAAGGAACCCCUGCGGCGGCGAGGAAGCACGCCGAUUCCUCCCGCCCACUUCUACCAGCACCCAUCCUGGACUCGAGACCCUGGACUCCCCAGCAGCACCAAGCGCAAUCCCGAGCAGCCCCAGCGCAGCCACCCACCUCUGGGACAGUCAGCGUCCUACCACCCUGGAGACAAGUCACUCCACUACCGCGCCCAGUGGAGUUCAGACUCGGAGGACGACUCGCAGAGCGACUCGGACUGUAUUUACAGGGUGGUCUUGCUAGGUGACCACGGUGUCGGAAAGACCAGCCUCGCUGGGAUAUUUGCCGGUAUCACAGAGAAAGAUGAACAACCUGGAGAGGACACAUAUGAGCGAACAUUGACAGUAGAUGGAGAGGAAACCACGCUCAUCGUCAUGGAUACCUGGGAGAACGACAAACUGGAGGGGGAGGACAGCUCCUCUCAGGAUGACUGUCUGAAGGUUGGGAGUGCUUACGUCAUCGUUUACUCUGUCACCGACCGCUCCAGCUUCGACUCUGCCUCGGAGCUCCGGAUCACGCUGCGACGUGCCCGCCAGGCUGAAAAUCUUCCCAUCAUCCUAGUGGGCAACAAGAGUGACCUUGUCCGGUCCAGAGAAGUUGCUGUCGAAGAGGGCCGAGCAUGUGCGGUGGUGUUUGACUGUAAGUUCAUCGAGACGUCGGCGUCUUUGCAGCACAAUGUCACCGAGCUGUUUGAGGGUGUGGUCCGACAAAUCCGCCUCCGUCGGGACGGCAGCGAGGCCAUGGAGCGCCGACGCUCCAUCUACAAACGCAAAGAGAGCAUUACCCAGAAGGCUCGGCGCUUCCUGGACCGACUGGUAGCACGCAACAACCAGCGCAUGGCGGUCAAAGUGCGGUCCAAGAGCUGCCACGACCUCGCCGUCCUCUGAAGACACUUGUCCUCCACGACCGUCAGGUUGGACUUUAUUUGACUUGUUGAAGUGCUCUCUGGUUGCAAUAUCGUGGACGAUGUUGUCCGCGGUGAUUGACAACAAAAACGAUUAGCAGUGAACGGAGUCAGUGGACAGUUACGUGCGUCGCUGUGAUCACUGUGACCAACUAAUUUUCCUCUGUGACCAUUUGGUCUCAUUUUUUUUGUGACUUUCCUCCAGAUUACCUAAAUAUAAAACAACAGACUGACUGUAAAAGGAUCAUCACUGUAGGAGUUAAAGGUCGGAUGAGUGUGUGUGUGUGUGUGUGUGUGUGUGUGUGUGUGUCCGGUGUGAAUAGGUGUUCAGGAUGUAUUUUCCACUGUGUCCACUGUGCUGUUCUCCUGAGGUUUCUACUGUUGUCAGUUCAACACUGUGCAGAAUAAAGUCUCU
Messenger RNA from Morone saxatilis (striped sea-bass), 1623 nucleotides. RefSeq names its product RAS (RAD and GEM)-like GTP-binding 1 (gene rem1). Bases 262 to 1191 code for a protein of 309 amino acids. The record is from RefSeq and is a predicted model, not a curated record. Gene Ontology annotation, molecular function: calcium channel regulator activity; GTPase activity; GTP binding. Gene Ontology annotation, cellular component: plasma membrane. The transcript is spliced from 5 exons. Gene Ontology annotation, biological process: negative regulation of high voltage-gated calcium channel activity. Lineage: Eukaryota; Metazoa; Chordata; Actinopteri; Moronidae.